Molecule: messenger RNA, 3120 nt
Organism: Ochotona princeps (American pika)
Lineage: Eukaryota; Metazoa; Chordata; Mammalia; Lagomorpha; Ochotonidae
Gene: MTHFD1
Product: methylenetetrahydrofolate dehydrogenase, cyclohydrolase and formyltetrahydrofolate synthetase 1
Exons: 28
Coding region: 77-2884 (935 amino acids)
Biological process (GO): tetrahydrofolate interconversion
Cellular component (GO): cytosol
Molecular function (GO): formate-tetrahydrofolate ligase activity; methylenetetrahydrofolate dehydrogenase (NADP+) activity; ATP binding
Source: RefSeq, a predicted model, not a curated record
UGGGUUCCCGCGUACUGAGCAGAGUGGAACCUCGGAUUUGGUGGCGUGCAUCGUGGGGAGCGUCCUAAUCAAGGCGAUGGCGCCGGCCGAAGUCCUGAACGGGAAGGUGGUCUCCGCCCAAAUUAGAGAGAAACUGAAGAAUGACGUCACUCAAAUGAAGGCGCAAGUCCCUGGGUUCACUCCAGGCCUUGCUAUUUUACAGGUUGGCAACAGAGAUGAUUCCAAUCUUUAUAUAAAUAUGAAGUUGAAGGCUGCUGAGGAGAUUGGAAUUAGAGCCACUCACAUUAAGUUACCAAGAACAGCCACAGAAUCGGAGGUGCUGAAGUGUAUCACAUCUCUGAAUGAGGACACCACUGUCCACGGCUUCAUCAUGCAGCUGCCUUUAGACUCAGAAAAUCCCAUCAAUACCGAAGCGCUCAUCAAUGCCAUCGUGCCUGAGAAGGAUGUGGAUGGAUUGACUAGCAUCAGUGCCGGAAAGCUUGCUAGAGGUGAUCUCAAUGACUGUUUCAUCCCUUGUACACCUAAAGGAUGCUUGGAGCUCAUAAAAAAGACAGGGGUGCAGAUUGCCGGCAGGCAUGCCGUGGUGGUCGGACGGAGUAAAAUAGUUGGUGCCCCAAUGCAUGACCUGCUGCUGUGGAACAAUGCCACCGUGACCACCUGCCACUCCAAGACUGCCAAUCUGGAUAAAGAGGUAAACAAAGGAGAUAUCCUGGUGGUUGCGACUGGGCAGCCUGAAAUGGUGAAAGGGGAGUGGAUCAAACCUGGGGCAGUGGUCAUUGACUGUGGCAUCAAUUAUAUACCAGACGAGAGCAAACCAAACGGGAAGAAGGUUGUGGGUGAUGUGGCAUACAAGGAGGCCAAGGAGAGGGCAGCUUUCAUCACUCCCGUUCCGGGUGGAGUGGGACCCAUGACUGUUGCCAUGCUGAUGCAGAGCACAGUGGAAAGCGCGAAGCGUUUCCUGGAGAAGUUUCAAUCAGGAAAGUGGGCGAUUCAGUACAACAACCUUAACCUCAGAACACCUGUGCCAAGUGACAUUGAUAUUUCACGAUCUUGCACACCGAAACUCAUUGGUAACCUAGCCCGAGAAAUUGGUCUGCUCUCUGAAGAAGUAGAAUUAUACGGUGACACCAAGGCCAAGGUGCUGCUGUCGACGCUGGAACGCCUGAAGCACCAGCCAGAUGGGAAAUACGUGGUGGUGACGGGAAUAACUCCUACUCCCCUAGGAGAAGGGAAGAGCACGACCACCAUCGGCCUGGUGCAGGCGCUUGGCGCCCAUCUGCACCAGAACGUCUUUGCGUGUGUGCGGCAGCCCUCCCAGGGGCCCACCUUCGGAAUCAAAGGUGGCGCUGCAGGAGGUGGCUAUUCCCAAGUCAUUCCCAUGGAAGAGUUUAAUCUCCACCUGACUGGUGACAUCCAUGCCAUCACCGCAGCAAAUAACCUCAUGGCUGCGGCCAUCGACGCUCGGAUAUUCCACGAACUGACCCAGACUGACAAGGCUCUCUUUAACCGCUUGGUGCCAUCUGUAAACGGAGUGAGAAAGUUCUCCGAUAUCCAAAUCCGAAGGUUACGGAGACUUGGCAUUGAAAAGAGUGACCCCACCACGCUGACGGAGGAAGAGAUAAACAGAUUUGCAAGACUGGAUAUUGAUCCAGAGACCAUAACUUGGCAAAGAGUGUUGGAUACCAACGAUAGAUUCCUGAGGAAGAUCACAAUUGGACAGGCUCCAACAGAGAAAGGGCACACACGAACGGCCCAGUUUGAUAUCUCUGUGGCCAGUGAAAUCAUGGCUGUCCUGGCUUUGACCAGUUCUCUGGAGGACAUGAGGGAGAGACUGGGCAGAAUGGUGGUGGCAUCCAGCAAGAGAGGGGAACCCAUCAGUGCUGAAGACCUGGGGGUGAGUGGUGCUUUGGCAGUGCUUAUGAAGGACGCCAUCAAGCCCAAUCUCAUGCAGACGCUGGAGGGCACCCCUGUGUUUGUCCACGCUGGACCAUUUGCCAACAUCGCACAUGGGAAUUCGUCCAUCAUCGCAGACAGGAUCGCGCUCAAGCUCGUGGGCCCUGAGGGCUUUGUUGUGACUGAAGCAGGAUUUGGAGCAGACAUUGGCAUGGAAAAAUUUUUCAACAUCAAAUGCCGGUACUCUGGCCUCCGCCCACACGUGGUGGUGCUGGUCGCCACUGUGAGGGCUCUGAAGAUGCACGGAGGUGGCCCCACGGUCACUGCAGGACUGCCCCUCCCCAGGGAAUACACAGAGGAGAACUUAAAGCUGGUGGAAAAUGGCUUCUGUAACUUGAGGAAGCAAAUUGAAAAUGCCAGAAUGUUUGGCGUUCCAGUGGUGGUAGCUGUGAAUGCAUUCAAGACGGACACACAGGCCGAGCUGGACCUCAUCGGCCGCCUCGCCAAAGAGCACGGAGCUUUUGAUGCUGUGAAGUGCACUCACUGGGCAGAAGGGGGCAAGGGUGCUGUAGCUCUGGCUCAGGCGGUCCAGAGAGCAGCACAGGCGCCCAGCAGCUUCCAACUCCUCUACAACCUCGAGCUUCCCAUUGAGGAGAAAAUCAGGAUCAUUGCACAGAAGAUCUAUGGGGCAGACGACGUUGAAUUGCUCCCAGAAGCACAGCACAAGGCCGAAGUCUACACGAAGCAGGGCUUUGGGCAGCUACCCAUCUGUAUGGCCAAAACACACUUGUCCUUGUCUCACAACCCAGAGCAAAAAGGCGUGCCCACUGGCUUCAUUCUGCCCAUUCGUGACAUCCGUGCCAGCGUUGGGGCUGGUUUUCUGUACCCGUUGGUGGGAACGAUGAGCACCAUGCCCGGGCUGCCCACCCGGCCCUGUUUCUAUGACAUUGAUUUGGAUCCUGAGACUCAGCAGGUGAACGGGCUCUUCUGACCAGGUCAUCCUUCAGCAGCUGUGGUGACCCAUGCUCUGUGGGCCCCACGGUGGGUCCAGAUGUGCAGAGAGAAGUCAGCCCUGCCCGAAUUAAUAGAGCGAGUGUUCCCAGGAAACUUUAGCCUUAAUUGCCAUCCUCAUGUAUAAAUUAACAUAAAUCAUACCCAUGUCUCUUUCCAUCAGUGAUGUUCCAUAGAAUAAAAGGAAAUAAUUUUGCUAUCUCGCUUUUAAAAUAG